Messenger RNA from Fusarium pseudograminearum CS3096, 1677 nucleotides. RefSeq lists its product as uncharacterized. Bases 1 to 1677 code for a protein of 558 amino acids. NCBI's taxonomy places the organism in Eukaryota, Fungi, Ascomycota, Sordariomycetes, Hypocreales, Nectriaceae. The transcript has 2 exons. The record is from RefSeq and is a predicted model, not a curated record.
AUGGCAACGGCCUCAUCCUCUUCCAGCCUGUCGUCACCGGCUUCUUUUGUAACCGCGCAUGAUGUCACUCUCGACAAGUCUACAGCUGCCAGCAGCCCCGUGCAAGAUAACCCUUGUCCCUAUCGCGAUGGGCGACAAUUGCCCCGCGACUUGAAGUUGCAUUGCCAGAUUCUCCUUGAAGAACAACUAUAUACCUCCGCGAUUAAUCUCCUCAACAGCAUUGCCGCAUCAGGCGCAUCGAGACGCAAAUCCACAAAGAAGCCCGUUCCUAUACCUCCUCCAACCCACCUCGCCCUCCUAAACACACUUACCGUCCACCCUCUUCUUACUACGCGCGCAGAGAAGAAGAACCAGCUUGAUGUCUCCUCAUAUGCCUUGGAUUAUUUACGUAACAUCCUCAACCUUGUCGGUCCCAUCAACGCCGACUUCAGAACAGCCUUUCAAUUCAGUUCCGCGCCGCGCUGGGGUCGCGACAGCGACAUGUCUGAUGCAGACUCGAACGACGACGACGAACGACUCAAAGGCAAGCUUGCAAACGACAGCAGUGUGUGGAAUCGCGGGCAAGACUUUUGGUCAACCAUUGGUUGGGCGUUUAACUGCAGCACAUUGUAUCCAGCAAGAUGGCGAUACUGGAGAGCUUGGCUAGAAUUCAUGUUGGAAGUCUUGGAGGCCGACUGGAACGAACGCGAGCGACGCGAUAAGGAAGAACAGCAAGCAAACGGCCCAGAGAGUGGAAUGCCACGGACGUCACGCGAAGAUUCCAUCAUUGUUACGUACAUGAACCAACAGAAUGGGCGUCAAAACGGAGCCAGAGGAUUUAUCAAAGCCUUGUUUGCAGACGGAAGCGAGAUAUCGUCAUCGGCAUAUCGGGAGGUAUUCGACAAAGAGCCCAAAGGCCCACGCAAGGAGUCUAAGAAACGAAAGCGGGAGCAAGUGCUUGACUUGGAGAACGGUAAAUUUGGCGACUAUUGCGACGAUGAGUCCAUGUCUUCGGGUGUUUCUGAACCACCAACCCCUCAGAAACCCAAGGAUUCACGAAAGCUGGGGACUGCUGGAGUGCAUGCGCCAGGUUUCGUCGAGUCGGUCAACAUACGUCUUCGCCUUUUCAGUUUACUUUCGGCAGUAACAUGGUCACUACAGAAAUCAGCCGACCUCAAUCGCUUAUACGAAGAGUAUUGUGCGGCCCUGAAACGGUUACCCCUUCCCAUGUUUUCUCUUUUUGCUUGCCAACGACCAAACAUCCUCGUCUCCGAAGCACGCAUCACCAUUACCAAGGAGUUGUUUGACUUGUUACUACCGUCAUCCUACAAACUCCCUUCCAAAGUUGACAAGGAGGGUGAGUCAAAAGGGGCAUUGACCCUACCUAUGUUAGAGCACUGUUAUGUCGGCCACCCAGCCAACACUGUGGCGCUGGAUGAUAACGCAAAACUAUCUCUGGUUGUAGAAGACGCCAUACAGCUGUUAUGGGCCUGCGACUUGAUGGAGUAUUCAGAAGAUUUUGCAGAAGCUGUCGAGAAGGGCAUCAAGGCUCGGGAAACAAAGGCAAAGAAGCGGCGCACGGGGAAAAUGAAGGGCGACGAGACUGAUGUCCUUGCGGAAGACAUUCUUAUCAAUUCUGGCGAAAGAAUUCGGAUCCUACUUGAAGCUUUGAAGCUUGACCAGGAAGAGGCGUCAUGA